AUGUGUGCUAUCGGCGUCUGUGUUUGCGUGUCCAGAUGGCUGGCGUUGAUGCUUGCGUGUUCUUGCGGGUUCCGCCUCCUUUCCUCUCUCCCCUUCUUCCCCCUUCCCUCUCCCCUUCUUCCCCUCCCCUUUCCUCUUCUCCCCCCUCCCCUCUCUCCCGCCUCCCGUCCUUCUCUCUCCCACCCCUCUCCCUCCUCCGCAUUUGACGGCCACUCGGCUCUCCUGGUCAUGUUCAUUUGCAACCAUUGCCCUUUUGUGGUUCACAUCAAGUCGCAACUCGUUGCACUUGGCAGCGAGUACAUCUCCAAGCAUGGGCUGGCAGUGGUUGCCAUCUCGUCCAACUCCGUUCUCACCCACCCUCAGGUCACCUCUUUUCGAAUUCCUCUUUCCUCCUGUCUCUACAUCCCCUCUGCUCUGCUGCGCCCCUCAUUUGAGUCGACUCAAAAGUCACCUCUUUUCAGAUUCCUCUUUCUUCCUGUCUCUACAUCCCCUCUGCUCUGCUGCGCCCCUCUCCGCUCUCUGCUACAACAGGAUGGACCUGACAAAAUGGCAGAGGAAGCCAAGCAGUUCAACUUCCCCUUCCCAUACCUCUAUGACGAGACGCAAGAGGUGGCCAAGGCCUACCAUGCUGCCUGCACGCCAGACUUCUUUCUCUUCAAAAAGGACGGCCGCCGCCCCUUUGAGCUCGCGUAUCACGGACAGCUGGACGACUCCCGGCCCAACAACGGCCGCCCAGUCACUGGCAAAGACCUGCGUGCUGCCCUCGACUGCGUGCUGUCGGCAAGACCCGUUCCCAGUGCCCAGAGGCCCAGGUAA
Molecule: messenger RNA, 816 nt
Organism: Closterium sp. Naga37s-1
Lineage: Eukaryota; Viridiplantae; Streptophyta; Zygnematophyceae; Desmidiales; Closteriaceae
Source: the annotation of a GenBank genome assembly